This is a messenger RNA of Mya arenaria, 1833 nucleotides long. Its product is annotated as heat shock 70 kDa protein 12A-like. NCBI's taxonomy places the organism in Eukaryota, Metazoa, Mollusca, Bivalvia, Myida, Myidae. Gene Ontology annotation, molecular function: ATP-dependent protein folding chaperone; ATP binding. Bases 1 to 1833 code for a protein of 610 amino acids. The transcript has 4 exons. The record is from RefSeq and is a predicted model, not a curated record.
AUGGCGUCUGCCAAACCGUCAAAUUCGUGGUUCAGUAGAGUUUUUAGAAAGAAUGCAAAGGCACAGGAAACAACGGAGAAGGAGAAUCAUCUCAUCAUUGCUGCUAUAGACUUUGGGACUACAUUUUCGGGAUAUGCCUUUUCUGCAACACAGUCGCUGGAAGAGCCAAUUUACUGCAGUUUAUUUGAAGCGGAAGGUUAUCAAACGGAAAAAGCUCCGACGUCCGUUCUCUUAAAUGCAGAUAAAGAAAUUUGUUCAUUUGGGUAUGAAGCAGAGAAGGAAUAUGAAGAAAAAAUGGAAAGCAAUGAAGGGGAUGGAUAUUACUUUUUUGUACGAUUUAAGAUGAACCUAUACAAAACUGAGAAACUAUCUCGUGAGACAAAACUCAAGGAUAUCAGAGGAAAAGAGAUGAAGGCGAUAGAGGUAUUCGCAAAGGUUAUCAAGUACCUUGCUGAAGAUUUAAACAGGAGAUUGAAAGAACAAAUUACAUGUACUUCAACAGAUGACGUCCUUUGGGUCAUAUCUGUACCUGCAAUUUGGUCAGACGCUGCAAAGCAGUUCAUGCGAGAAGCAGCAAACAUGGCUGGCAUAGAAGACAAAGACCUAAAACUGGCCUUGGAACCAGAGUCUGCGUCGCUGUAUUGCAAUCUGCAAUCGUCGUGUAAAAUUGUGAAGGCUGACAACACAGCAACAUUGGAAUCAUUUCCUGUUGGGCACAGAUAUAUUGUUGCUGAUUUGGGAGGAGGGACAGCGGACAUGGCGGUACAUGAAAUUCUCGAAAACAACUGUUUAAAAGAGAUUGCACGAUCAGAUGGUGACGCGUGCGGUGGAGCAAUGGUGAACUUGGCUUUCUUCGAAUUUCUUACAAAACUACUAGGAGGCCAAGUGGUGAAUCAUAUAUUGCAAACACAAACCAAUGUGUUUAUUGAAAUUGAUAGAUGUUUUGAGAUCAAGAAGCGAGCAUUCAAAGGUGAUAUGAAACCCGUCCAAAUGCAAUUUCCAAUUGCAGAAAUAAAAGAAGCGUUCGAAGCAUGCGAGACUACUUUCGAGGAUGCAAAACGUAAAAUCAAAAACGAUUACGACAACAAAGUUGAAAUACUGAGGAAUGGAAGGUUGGUGUUCUCUGCAGAAAUCAUGGAGGGAUUUUUUAAAAAGGCAGUAACUGGAAUUCUCGAUUUCCUGAAAGAGAUGCGUUCAAAUGAUGAGCUUGGAAUGAUCAAUACAUUCCUUAUGGUGGGAGGGUUUUCCGGAUCAAAAUACGUACAACAUCGCAUACAAACGGAGAUUCCAGGGGUCCGCCUGGUCAUUCCUAGCGACCCUGGUCUUGCUGUAUUAAAGGGAGCCGUUUUGUUCGGUAAAAGGCCUAUCACAAUCACCGAAAGAAUAGCACGAUUUUCUUACGGGUUUUCGAAAACAAGAAGGUUCGAAGAAGGUGAUCCGGAAGAGCUCAAAACAAUAAAAAACGGAAAACUUUAUUGUACAGGCGUGUUUGAUAAAAUGAUAACAAAGGGUCAACCCUUACGGAAAGGUGUUGCGUGUGCCGACCGUAUAGCACAUACGCUCGAUUUCGAUAAUAUGUUCACACUGGUACUGUCUUCGAUGCUCCCAAUAACGAUGGAUGUUUACAAGUCCGCAAAAGCGGAUACCAAGUACACCAAAGCGGGAUAUGGCUGUGAAAAACUAGGAAAAAUGUUAAUAUUUCCGCGCGGAGGGGUUUGGUCUAGUAUCAGUCCGUUUAUUCGGGGAUUUAUGGUAAUCGAAAGUGAAAUAAAUGCAUUUGCAGUCGACAUCGACACAGAGCGUGUUUUUGUUUCUGAAAUAGAUUACCUUUAA